Molecule: messenger RNA, 4350 nt
Organism: Triplophysa rosa
Lineage: Eukaryota; Metazoa; Chordata; Actinopteri; Cypriniformes; Nemacheilidae
Gene: vipr1a
Product: vasoactive intestinal peptide receptor 1a
Exons: 13
Coding region: 455-1777 (440 amino acids)
Biological process (GO): adenylate cyclase-modulating G protein-coupled receptor signaling pathway; cell surface receptor signaling pathway
Cellular component (GO): plasma membrane
Molecular function (GO): G protein-coupled peptide receptor activity; vasoactive intestinal polypeptide receptor activity; peptide hormone binding
Source: RefSeq, a predicted model, not a curated record
AGAACCUGUGCUAUGCGAACAAGUCAUUUAACGAUUUUUUUCAGGGUUGUGCUGCCACAACAGAGUACACGUACGCAUGCACACACCCACUUUGCAAGUAUACAGGACGUUGAGUGACAGCUUUGGAUUUACAAUCCGUGUCAUGUAUGCAUGUGGUUUUUGCAAACCCCUAUCGGUAAAUGUAGAGUCAAUAAAUGCGGAGAGUCGUUCAUGAAUAAGCAUCUUCUGGAUCGUGAAGGUAAACGCUCAGGACGCGCGGCGCAGUGCAGCUGGUAAGCCCGUGCGCACCGGAGCGCGCGCAGCACACAGUUGCCUGACGCUUCGGAUUCUUUGUCAGCAACUUUUAAUAGGUCAACUUGUCCACGCGCAUAUUUUUUUUAGGGAAGAACUCUAAACUAAGGGGAAGAGGACCUGAUAUUAACGCUGAAUCUGCUGAAAGUGCUACAAGAACGCUAUGGAUAUGUCUAAACGAAUGCUGAUUUUAUGGCUAACCUGUUCACUCGGACCUAUGCUGUCUGUCCAGAUGUGUGAGGUCAUGUGGGAGCUGGAAGCAGAGAAAGGGGAGUGUUUGUCCAAGUUGGAAAAUAUCACUACAGGUUGCCCAGGUGAAUGGGACCUAGCAUGUUGGCCAUCAGCUAAGGCUGGAGAGAUAGUGACCAUCCCCUGCCCCAAUUACUUCAGUCAUGUCAGCGAUCUGGGGGGAAACAUUUCUAAGAGCUGUACUGAGAACGGCUGGACAGAAAUAAACCCAGUUGUCAUUGCGAUUAAUUGUGGCUACGACCCUAAUAUCACGGAGGAUGGAAAUAUGGGUGACUUUCUGGGCUCUGUGAGAAUCGGAUACACUAUUGGCCACACUGUGUCUCUUAUAUCUCUCAUCAUUGCCAUCACCAUACUGGGCUUCUUCAGAAAACUCCAUUGCACCAGGAACUACAUCCAUAUUCAUCUGUUCGUGUCCUUUGUACUAAAAGCUAUCGCUGUAAUAAUGAAGGAUGUAGUUCUAUAUGAGGUGGAGGAACCCGAUGACUGCCAUUAUGGAUCUGUGGGCUGCAAGGCGGCUGUGGUGUUCUUCCAGUAUGGUGUCAUGGCCAGUUUCUUCUGGUUGUUGGUGGAGGGUCUUUAUCUUCAUGCUCUCUUGGCUGUUUCUUUCUUCUCAGAGAGGAAGUACUUCUGGUGGUACAUUCUGAUUGGAUGGGGAGUGCCAGGUAUCUUCAUAACAGUCUGGAGCAUCACAAAAGCUUAUUUACAUGAUAUUGGAUGCUGGGAUUUUAUUGAUGAUGAUCUGUGGUGGAUUAUUAAAACUCCUACUUUGAUAACUAUAAUGAUGAACUUCAUUCUGUUUAUUUGUAUAAUCCGAAUACUUCGUCAGAAAAUCAGCUGCCGAGAUAUUGGGAGAAAUGAUUCACAUCAGUACUCGAGAUUGGCAAAAUCAACUCUACUUUUGAUUCCUCUGUUUGGAAUCAACUAUAUAAUCUUUGCCUUUAUGCCUCAUCACAUACAGUCUUACCUGCGUUUGGUGUUUGACUUGAUCCUGGGGUCCUUUCAGGGAUUUUGUGUUGCUGUCCUGUAUUGUUUUCUAAAUGGAGAGGUUCAGUCUGAGAUCAAGCGAAAGUGGAGGCGGUGGCACAUGCAGAGGUUUCUAGGAGCUGACACCAAGUACCAGCAGCCCUCAAUGGGAAGCAAUGGCAUCAACUUCAGCUCCCAAAUCACCAUGAUGACCAAAAACAGCCCCGCCACACGACGGGCCUCCACCUGCCAAGAUGAUUUCUCCACCGUCUGAGCGACGCUCCAUCAAAGAUGAGAGACAGAGGCCAACGUGUCUGUGCUCUACACACACAGGAGCACUACCACCCACAUCUCAAUCAUGUCCAAGGUUGCAGCUCAAUUCCUGCUCAGUGGGAACAUGCAGGACGGCGAUCACCUCAGUGCUCAUGGAGUCUGAUUGGCAUGUGAUGUACAUGAACCGUUUAGUCAUGGUGAUGUAUAUUCAUAACCAUGACGUUUAUCAGAAGAGAACUCAGAUGAAAGAUGGGGAAAUACAAGUACCGUUUGUAUGUUUUUAGCAGACUACUGAUUCAAAACAACACAGUCUGAAGUAAAAGUACUAUAUCCGUUCAAAGAGCAAGUUCUGGAUCUUCAGUUCUAACCAAGCUACAGACUGUUGCUUAAGAAAUGGAAAUUUAAUGCAUGAGGUGAAAGAUGUAUGUUUGAUUUGUGAAACAGUCUGCCGUACACAAAAAAGGUAUGUGCAUUUAUUCUCUGCAUUAGUGUUUGCUGUGUGCCUGUGAUGGCAUACUGCUCUGUUGUUCUGCUCUCCCCUGCCCUCAUUAUGCUGCUUAAGAUUCCUCAGACUCCUAAUAACCUGAAAAACGGAGCCGUGUCCCUUAUUUUUGUCUCUUUACUUAUUCCAGGGUGAAUUAAUGUGACAAUCUGACAUUCUGCUAACAUCCUGCUUUUGUAUCCUACCAAUUUGUGUCAUGUGAUUCUGUUUCAGUGAACAUGCAUAUUAAGAGAAUCCUCGCUUAUUGAGAGCCUUUUUUCAUUUCACUGCAGAUGUAUAGUGUGUCACUAUAUAUGGUGUUUUAUGGUAAUGAUUUGUAGUUCAGCGAAAAUGUACAGUUCAGUUCUGUGAAAUAUGUGAAAGUUGGGUUGUGUAACUGUGCAUGUAUUCCAUAUGUUGACAGUUCUCUGAAAUGUUUUCUUUUUAUCAGAAUGUUCUUCUUAAAAGAUGAUUUUUAGAACAAAAUGUCUGACGAAAGUGUAGUGUUAUUCAUAUCUGUUGCUGCUGGCAUGCCCGUCAUGUUUGCAUACAGUUCUUUUACCUCAGUGUAAGAUAACAGUCAAGAAAAAGUGUCUCGGAAAUUGUUGUUUUUUCAACGUAUCUUGUAGAUUUUUUUAGUUUUAGAAUGAAUACAAAUUAAUCGUACAUUAUACCUUAGUACGUCUUUGCUCUUUUAGAGUAUUUAAGUGUAUGCUGGUGGCUGCUGGUAGGUACACUUUUGGCAUUUGACUUUUGCAAAAAAAUAUUAGAAGCACACAUUUAUAUAAUCAUCUGUGCAUUUAUUGUGAAAACUAAAGUACUGUAUUACUAAAUAUUAAUGCGGAAAGUAGUUUCCUUCCAAGAUAUUGACCCCUUCUCUUUAGAACCCAACAAUUAAAAUGUCUCAUUUUAUAAAAUUUAAACCAUGUACAUAUGUCUAAAUAUUUUGUAAUAUGGAAGAAUAUAUAUUUCUGCAUGUAGUGUGUAUACUUUUUUUUUUUUUUACAAAUUGUCAUUAACAUUACCAAGCAAUUUAAUUUAAGAUGACAAAAGAAUCUGCCAAAGACAGUUUCUUAUCAAAUAGCUGAUUCUCACAUACAUGGCUCCAAAACGUGUCUUAACAUAAUGUACUGUAUGAGUUCUGGCAUUGACUCAACAAAAUAUUUGUAUUCAUUGAGGAGCUCUUCUAAUGUUACAAAGAUCUUCAUGUUGACUCCGGCCUGAGACAUCACUGUUAGGAUGACAUUCAAAUCUUAUCCAAAAAAAGACACAAAGCGAAGGAAACAGGAGUGUUAGAUAAAAUGAAAAGUCAGGGAGAUGUUAUCUUUGUUUACUUCCCCUCUGGAACACAUCUGUUAUGUAUCUACCAAAUCCCAUUUUAUCAUUGUAACUCCCCCCGUCCCUUUGUGUAUCUCAUAUAACAUUUUAGAAGCGUGAAUACCAGUAAACACUGAUUAUUCCAGCAUACAGAUUACUUUAAAUUUACAAAGACGGAUCUCUAACAAAUAAACAAAAUGUUUGAAUGUUGUUAGAUUUGCACAGAGGAGCCAACGGGAGGCUCAUUUGACUUUUAUUUAAAUGAAUAGACUCCCAUGCUGGAAACCCACAAUGCUAACUAGUUAAAAUAAUGAUGAAUUAUAUAAGCUAUAAACCAUUUUCAUGUCAACACCAAACUACAACAUGACAUUAAAGGAUGUAAUGAGCUGUUAAAUGUCUGAAACUCAUCAAUGUAAAAAAACUUAACCAAUGGUUAAAUAAAUAUAAAGUAUGUGUUGUUUUGAAAACAUGACAGGUCAUGAAUAAAUUCAUAACUCCUUUUUACAAUUACAAACAAAUUGAGAGAUGUUUGGAAGUCUGAUGUUUAACAAAGUUUUUAUAGAGCCUAUGAUUUAUGGAUAUUUGUGCAAUACAGUAGACUGCAUUGAAAUCACCUUAGGAUUUAUGGCCAUUCUGAUCUAGUGUUAUCGUUUGUCACACACAGAACAAAAAAUUACCACAUGUUCUAAAAUGAUGCGUAAUAACAUGAACAGAAGGAGCAUUAUUUUCAUACCUGCCAUAGUGGGGGAAGGAUUGCUAACUUGUGAAUGGACCUU